CACGAAAUUCCGCUAUCAACCUUCUCCGCUCCCAUAAGCCUGAGCUGAAUCACCAUGCUGACGGAGGCGCUGCUGGGGAUCCUGCUGGUGGUGCUGCUGUUCGCCUUCGUCAACAGGAAGCCGCCGAACCUCCCGCCAGGCAAGUGGGGAUGGCCUGUGAUUGGCUGCCUUCCCUCCGACGACGUGUCUCUCGGUGAGCAGGUCAUGGAGCUCAGGAAGAAACACGGAGAUAUCAUCUCGAUCUUCAUCUUCUUCUGUGACUACAAGCUCAUUAAGUCCGCUUUCUCGAAGAUUGAAUUCGCAGACAGACCCGAUUUUUACAGCUUCGACAUCUUUAACGAGUACACUAAAAGCGGUAUCGCCAACACCAACGGGCAAAUGUGGAUCGACAACAGAAGGUUCGCGUUGCGCCAGCUGAAGGACCUGGGUAUGGGCAAGACCCGGCUGGAGAAAGCUAUCCAGUACGAGGCCGUCUGUCUGGUCGAAGACUUCAAGAAACACACAGACCGACCGGGUCCUCCUCCUGCCUCUAUUACCGUGGCAGUCCUCAACGUCAUCUGGAAACUAGCAGCAGAUCACCGCUUCGAAGUGGACUCGCCGGAAAUCCAUUCUUUAAUCAAGAUGAUCACUACGCUGUUUGAGGACUUCCAAGGCCCGGUGGUCUGGUUCGAUCUCAUGCCCUGGCUGAUACCCAUCGUGCCAAACUUCGUCCGGAAAAAGAUGGGCAUCGAAAACUUAGAAAAGAAUGUGCACUAUGUUCUCGAACUGAUGGGUAAAUACGUAGAGCAGCACCAGAAGACGCUGGACCCCGAGAAUCCCCGAGACUACAUCGACGCUUACCUGCUGGAGAUGGAAGCUCGCAAGGACGACCCUCAGUCAAACAUGACCAUUUUCGACCUGAAAAAUUGCAUGGCUGACCUGUUCACGGCCGGCAGCGAGACCACGGCCUCAACCAUCCGCUGGGCCAUCUACUACCUGGCCAAGUACCCUGAGAUCCAGGCCAAAGUACACAAGGAGAUCGACUCUGUGGUUGACAGAGACAUCCUUCCAUCCAUUCAGCAGAAAAACAGUUUACCGUACCUCGAAGCCGUAACGCUGGAGAUCCACCGCCUUGCGUCUCUCCUUCGUGUUGGUCUUCUGCACAGUUGCAAUAAGGACACGCAGUUCGGUGAUUACGUUAUCCCUAAAGGUGCAAUCAUAUCGGCGCUGCAAGAGGGCUGCCACAUGGACCCCGCUUACUGGGAGAAACCUUAUGAACUCUACCCCGAGCAUUUCCUUGACGACGAAGGGAAGGUUCUUACCAAGAAGGAGGGCUUCUUGCCGUUCUCUCUGGGGCGCCGCCAAUGCCCCGGGGAGUCGCUGGCCCGCAUGGAGCUCUUCGUCUUCCUCUCCGCCCUCCUGCAGAACUUCUCCUUCUCGGCUCCCAAGGGCAAGGAGCUCCGGCUGGAGAAGAACCCGAAGGAUUCCUUCCUCAAUCUCCCGAAGGAUCUGGAUAUCGUUAUUACCAGGCGACCGUAAAUGUUGAUAUAGAUCAUAUUAAAACAGAGUUCCCGUUGUAUCUGCAUCGCAUUAGUUCAAUAUAAAAAUAACAUUGAUAAUAGCCGAAUUUGCUUUUAUAACAACUGUAUCUUCCAAAAUACCUAAACACUGCAUGCAUAUUUCAACAUUAUUUUUUUUCUUUCUUUCUUUUGAACACAGUAAUUACUAAUGAAACAUAUUUUUGAAACGAGAUUAAGAUAAAAUGUAAUAUACUGUAACAGUUUACAUAAGCUAUGUGUUUUUUAAUAGUCUCCCUACUUGUUGGCAGAUUUAACUCUUUCUUUUGCAAAAAUAAAGAAAAAUUAUAUCGUGUUUUGUAGAUCUGUUGUCCUUUUGGAGAGUGAGAAAGGGAAUUAUAACAUGAUGGUAAUAAUGAUUAUAAUGAUAGUAAUACCAGAACAGAGUAUGAUAGUAACUGUAAGAGUGAAUAUGAUUGGUAUUAUCAUUAAUUAAUAACAUUUCUCACAGUACGCACAUCACCUGUGCGUACUAUAGACCGAAGAUUAAAUUCAACAUUUUCUAGGGGAAAAAAAGAAAGAAAACAGUAGUUUUGAACUCGCAAUCUUAAAUCAACGUAGGGGUUGAAUCACGAAUACAUUGUCUAUAUGUAUGUGCAGUACAUACCAUAGCCUGUAAAGUAGCACUUAGGAAUCGUGUUGUAUUUUUUUACAUAAAAGCUCUCGUAAAUUA
Messenger RNA from Penaeus monodon (black tiger shrimp), 2229 nucleotides. RefSeq names its product cytochrome P450 2L1-like. The record is from RefSeq and is a predicted model, not a curated record. Gene Ontology annotation, biological process: xenobiotic metabolic process. Gene Ontology annotation, molecular function: heme binding; oxidoreductase activity, acting on paired donors, with incorporation or reduction of molecular oxygen, reduced flavin or flavoprotein as one donor, and incorporation of one atom of oxygen; iron ion binding. NCBI's taxonomy places the organism in Eukaryota, Metazoa, Arthropoda, Malacostraca, Decapoda, Penaeidae. Gene Ontology annotation, cellular component: cytoplasm; intracellular membrane-bounded organelle.